ACGACAGUAAAGUUUAGUUACACGGGCAGUUCACAUGUCCGGGAUUUAGGGCCUUUUGAAAUUAGGGGUUUAGGGUUUUAGGAUGUGGCAGAGAGGAGGGUUGAGGAUAGGAUUAAAACUCCGGCGGUUUUGUACGGAGACACGACGUCACAUUGAAGAUGAAGGCGACUGGUUUUAUUCAUCGGAAUGGUGGGAUAAUCACUCCAACGGCCUUACAGUUCUGCGAUCACCUUCUGAUAAAGGAAACGGCAUCGUCUCCGUCCUUGCGUAUCCUGCCUCCAGACCAAACGAAGUUUACUGGCCAGGAACAGAAAAAUGGCUUCAGCAAAGGUAUGCAGAGAUACAUCCUGGUUUUGAACAUGAUGAACGUUUUAGGAUUCUUGGUUAUCAAUGGCGCACUCUACGCUUUAAUGAUGAGACCCGCCAAAGCACAGUUAAAAUAAUGGCUGCUUAUAGGGAAUCAGAUCCUGAGUCUGUAUGCUUCAUGCAGCAGGCACAUUGCCUGGCUGUUCCAUAUGUGAAGAGUAUGGUAUCAGCUGGGCUGGCUUCCAUAGCAUCAUCCUGCAAUUAUGAUUUCAAGAAUGUAGUACGUGGGACAAAAAUUAUGAAUGUUUUAUGCAUUGGUCAUGGUGGGGGGACCUUACCAUUAUUUUUGGCUAGUAAAAUACAAGGUGCUGUUGUUCACAUUGUUGAGAUCGACCCCCUUGUUAUCUCAGCCUCAAUCAAAGCAAUGGGGUUCCCGUCUUUCUCUGUCAUGGCCCCAUCUGGUGAGCGUCAACUCUCAAAACCCAAUUCCAUGGACGAAGUACUGUGGAAAGGUAUUCAUGAAAGGCUCUACCUCUAUGAAUCAGAUGCCGAGAAGUUCAUUCUUGACACCAAGAAUGUUUAUGACAUGGUCUUCAUUGAUGCCUAUGACGGCGAAGACAUUUUUCCUCACAAGCUUUGGGACCCAGAUUCGCCAUUUCUCAGAGCUCUAGGAGACCGGCUUCAUCCAGAUCAUGGAACAGUCAUUGUGAACCUUCACGCAGAUGCCGAGGGCGAUCCAUCUUUCUCCGGCCAGAUUCUGCCAAUGGGAAAAUAUGUUUCCAGAGUUUGCAGUGCAUACAAGGAUGUGCUGAUAGGGAAGGAGAGUUCUUGUGAUCAAGAAGAUUCUGGUUUGGCAUUUACUGUUUCUGUGCCUUGGGUGUGUAAUACCUCUCUUGUUGUGUGCAGAGGUUUUGGGACUAGUGGUGGGAAUGUACACAGGGAUUUGGUUCUGAACACUCUUAUCUCAAAAUCACAAGAAGUGGAGAACCUUCUUAACUUGCCGUUCUCAUGUUUGCAAUAUAUAAUGAGAGGUUUUAUUCUUGUUGAUUAAUCUUCAACAAAUGUCAAUGCUUUUGCCUUUUGUUAAAAAAAUCUUAGUGAUAUUUAUUUUUUUAUUUUUAAGAAUUUGAUCAAUCAAAACACAUACAUUUAAAUGACU
Cornus florida is the source of this 1465-nucleotide messenger RNA. RefSeq lists its product as uncharacterized. The transcript is spliced from 4 exons. The record is from RefSeq and is a predicted model, not a curated record. Lineage: Eukaryota; Viridiplantae; Streptophyta; Magnoliopsida; Cornales; Cornaceae. The coding region runs from base 83 to 1357 and encodes 424 amino acids.